Aricia agestis (brown argus) is the source of this 4309-nucleotide messenger RNA. RefSeq names its product protein tiptop (gene tio). NCBI's taxonomy places the organism in Eukaryota, Metazoa, Arthropoda, Insecta, Lepidoptera, Lycaenidae. The record is from RefSeq and is a predicted model, not a curated record. Gene Ontology annotation, biological process: regulation of transcription by RNA polymerase II. The transcript is spliced from 5 exons. Gene Ontology annotation, molecular function: DNA-binding transcription factor activity, RNA polymerase II-specific; DNA binding. Gene Ontology annotation, cellular component: nucleus. The coding region runs from base 348 to 3602 and encodes 1084 amino acids.
GCGCGUCCCGACCGCACCGCGCCACGCCGCCUCCGCCGCCGCCCGCGCGAUCAUAAACAAACCGCGAUGUGCCAAACGUGCCCAGUGCCAGUGUUGUGACUCGUUACCUCGCCACACCUGUACAAACACGCAGCUCAAACACCACGGAUCACGUCCAGUGUACGCAAAUACGGCUUGGAAAACAAAGGAUAUACUCGCCUAGGUGCCGGGGACAGGUGGAAUCGUGACAUUCUUGUUCUUUGCUGCUAUUCAAAUUGGACUAAUUGUGCCGUAUCCAGAUUCGCCUGCGAGCUGUGGACAUAGUGAAAUAUGAAGCGGUGGGUGCGUGAGAGGCGGGGCGACUAGAGAUGCGCUCCAAGCAGCAGCCCAGGCCGUCGUACCGCUGGCUCAACACCAACGAUACAGAGGAAGCCACCAGCCCCGAGAGCGGCGUGAAGUCCGGCGAGCGGCGAGCGCGGGGCGAGGAGGGGGACAGCCCCCCGUCCCCCGCGUCGCCCCCCUCCCGCGCCUCCCCCGCGCCCGACGACAGGGACAUCGAGCACAGCAUACCGGCCACGCUCAUACAGGACCCCAAUGCCGAGAGGGAGAGUCCUAGAUGUUUGUCACGCGAGUCGUCGGGCCCCCCGCGAUGUCCGUCAAACGACUCCGUGUACUCUGGGCGCAGCGCACCCAGCCUGCCGCUGCCCGCGGCGCUGCAGGCCGCCCUGCCCGCCGCGCUGCCCGCGGCGCUGCUCCCCCCGCACUCCGCCGCCGUGGCCGCCUACCUCGGCGCCGCCGCCGCCGCGGCCCAGCAGCGCCUGCUCAUGUCCUGCCAGGAGGACCUGACCGACGCCGAGCGCGCCGACGCGGUCCUCGACUUUAGUACGAAACGGAGCGAGUCGCCGACCGAGGACGACGACGGCGACGACGUCGUGAACCUCGCCAAGAACGAGAACGGCCCGCUCGACUUGUCGGUCGGCACCAGGAAGAGGGGCCCGGAGGACUCCCCAUCGCCGGUCCCCACGAGGAAGAGCUCCCGGUCGGCCGAGUACAAGGCCCUGGCAUCGCCGUGGACGACCCCCGUGGCGCCCCAUCUCCCGUUCUUCGCCGCCGCUGUCGCCAGUCUAUCGCCGAAGGGCGGGGUUCCGCCCGACUGGAACGGAAAACUCAAGCACGGGGCGCCCACGCCCAGUGAUGCCACUAAAGCCCUAGAGAAAAUGAGCGAGCUCAGCAGGUUAGGGGGGGAGGAGCUGUUCAGAUCGGUUCAGAGCGCGGCCCUCGGGGCGGGGCUGACCCCCAACGCCGCCGCGCGCCACUCGGCGUGGCAGUCCCACUGGCUGAACAAGGGUGCGGACCAAACUAAGGACGUUUUGAAAUGCGUUUGGUGCAAGAAAAGUUUUAAUUCGCUGGCUGAUCUGACGGUCCAUAUGAAGGAGGCGAAGCACUGUAGCGUGAACGUGCCGGUGCCGCCUUCGUCCGUGGCCCCCGUGCCGUCGUCGCUCCAGCCGCCGUCGAGCUCGCCGUCGACGCCGUCUCACAAUUCGUCGUCGUCGGGUGCCUCGUCUCAUAAGAAUAAUCAUAGCGACUUAAAUAUGCUCAUCAAAGAGAAUAUGCCUAUUCCUAGAAAAUUAGUUCGCGGCCAGGACGUCUGGUUAGGUAAGGGCGCCGAGCAGACUCGGCAAAUUUUAAAAUGUAUGUGGUGCGCCGAAAGUUUCCGCUCCCUGGCGGAGAUGACCAGCCACAUGCAGCGCACCCAGCACUAUACGAAUAUCAUAUCGCAGGAGCAAAUAAUUUCGUGGAAAUCGUCCGACGAGGGCAAGAGCUCGUCUAGCGCCCCGGGCGCCAACGCCGCCGCUCCCCCGGCCACCGGCACCAGCAGCCACGUCAGCGCCGUAUUGACUUGCAAAGUUUGCGACCAAGCCUUCAGUUCGCUCAAGGAGCUCAGCAAUCAUAUGGUUAAAAAUUCUCACUACAAGGAGCAUAUUAUGCGCUCCAUUACCGAAAGCGGGGGGAGGCGGAGACAGACGCGAGAAAAAAGAAAGAAAUCCUUGCCGGUUAGAAAACUACUAGAAUUGGAGCGAGCUCAGCACGAGUUCAAAAACGGGGAGGGCAACGGGGUUCCGAUGGGUAAACCGAUGAGAGAUUUCGGCUCCGGGAGCAGGAUUACUUGCGAAAAAUGUGGUGAUAAAAUCGAGACUGCCGUGUUCGUCGAACACAUCCGACAGUGUAUAGGCGCUCCUAUGUCGAACAGCCAAAGGAAUUUUCUAAAGAGCGCCCUACUCUCCAAUAACGUCAUCCCCCCCGACGUGCCCGGUCACGUCACCCCCACCGGUCGCGACGGUCGCAAGAGCAUCAACGACGAAAUUCCGUCGCCCGGCUCGGUCCACCAUCGGUCCCCCUCGUCGGUCAACGACGCGUCUCCCAGUUCCAAAGACCCCAACGCUAGCAAUGAAAAGAGCUCGUCCCCAUCCGUUCUCAACGCUAUAGAGCAACUAAUCGAGAAGAGUUUCGACACGCGCUCGCGGCACUCCGUCCCCGGGAUGCCGGGCGGCGCCGCCCACGCCCCGAUCGGCUCCAGCAUCCUCAAGAGACUCGGCAUCGACGAGAGCGUCGACUACACCAAGCCCCUAGUCGACCCGCAGACCAUGAACAUGCUGCGGAACUACCACCACCAGCAGGGCUACGGCCGCCGCGAGCGGAGUGGGAGCGAAUCUAGCUCGAUGUCGGAGCGGGGAGGCAGCAGGGUAGAGUCCCUGACCCCCGAUAGAAAGUUGGACUCCUACCACAUGACCCCCCGAACCACUCCCGACACCCGGGGCUCCCGGACGCCCGCCUCGGAGGACCGCCCCGCCGACGUCCGGAUAAAGAAGGAGGUCCCGGACGAGGAGGAGAGGGAGAACGGCGUCGACCUGAGCGGCGGGCCGGUCCGCGUGAAGACCGAGCUGGAGGAGGAGGACGAGCCCGCGCGGCCCGGCAGCUCCGCCGAGGAGGACGUCAAGCCGGCCCUCCCCAAGCGCGAGAGCGAGGGGCCCAGCCCCGUCCCCAGCCCCCGCAGCCCCGCGAGCGACCGCUCGGCCCCCACGCCCGGCGCGGACCGGAAGCCGGCGUCCAGCCUGGGCGCACUGUCUUCCAUGUUCGACAACCUGGCGGGCGGCUCGUCGGCCGCCGAGCCCGGCUCCUCCCGGCGCGGGGGCAGCCACCCCCUGGCGGCGCUCCAGAAGCUGUGCGACAAGACGGAGACGAGCUCCGCCCGCGCGCCUCCGCCCGCCCCCUCCCCCGCCGGCCCGCCCAGCAUCCUGACGUUCAGCUGGGCGUGCAACGACGCCGUGGUCACGGACUCCAUCAUGAAGUGCGCGCUGUGCGACACGCCGUUCAUCUCGAAGGGCGCGUACCGGCACCACCUGUCCAAGAUGCACUUUGUGAAGGACGGCGCCCUGCCGGAGCCGGUGCCGAUGAAGGCGCCGCCGACGGCGUCGUCGCCGGGCACGCACAAGAGCGGGGGCUCCGCCGCCGCUUCCCCGCAGGACCCGCGGAGCCCCUCGCAGCCGUUCGACGAGAGCCCCCACUCCAAGUUUCUGAAGUACACGGAGCUAGCGAAGCAAUUAUCGAGUAAAUACGUUUAAUCCGUCGGAGGUCGGGCGGGCUAUCAGAUGUGAUGAUACCAUAUCCUGCUACGUUGAAAGUUUAGGGUUAAGUCGCGACGCGACGUUAAGUAUUUCAAACUCUUUGCCAAUUUAAUUAAUUAGGUAAUCGUUAGAGAACACCGCCGAGCUCGGUUAGUGUAAUUAUCGACUAGCGACAUAAGUAUACGCCAAACGUCUUACGUUCGUUUAGAUGUAAGGAGAUAUUUUCGAAAUAUUGCCUUCGAGUAAAGGUUGUCGCGCGGUCCCCCAGGCCGCGGCUCAUCUUCCACUCUACGAUGUAAUUCCAUUUCGAUAAUUGUAAAUAUAAUUCACGUAAGUUUUAAAAAUUCGAUUCGAUCUCCUGUAAAUGUAUAUUUUUUGCUAAAUAUUGUAAGACGACUCGCUCGUUGUAAUCAUAUUGUAAUUCGCUAUCGUAAUCGACGGAGCGGCGUUCGGCUCCCGCGACUUGACAGGUUCGUCAGUAUUUUAAAAUUCGUUGCAAUAUUAAUUUUCGUGUUUCUUUAUUUUUAAUUCUUAUGUAAAUCUGAUUUAGUCGUAAAUCGUUUCUAGUUAGUUGUGUAUGUAUAUUUUGAAUCGUUUUUGUCGAGCCCCGUGGGUACCGUACGCUGUAAUCUCAGAGAUUCAAUCUCAGCUCGUUCGGCGCACCGUCAGUGACGCAAUAUAACGAACAUUUUAGUGUAAAUUCG